GAGAGCGGUCGAACUCGACACACGAGUUAUUAACCCCUAGGUUCUUUUUUGCGCCGGAUUUGUCCUUAUAAAAGUAUUUCCAAUUACCGCUGCUCUGAGCGGUAGAAUUUUACAGAGCGCACUUGAAGGCAGCAGGAGAAAGAACAGGAAAUGAGAGCUCUGUUUGGACAGACAUUUGCUCCGAGCAGACGAUCUUCUCCCUGAACCGUGAGUCCUGAGCCCGGCCUCUAGUCUCCACCAUGGACAAUGUGGAGGAGGACCUGACGUGCUCUGUGUGCUACUCGCUGUUCUCUGAUCCGCGAGUCCUGCCGUGCUCACACACCUUCUGUAAGACCUGCCUGGACAACCUGCUUCAGGCGUCUACCAACUAUUCCAUCUGGCGUCCGCUCCGCCUGCCGCUAAAAUGCCCCAACUGCCGCAGCGUGGUGGAGCUGCCCCCGAUGGGCGUAGACGCUCUGCCCACCAACGUGUGCCUGCGGGCCAUCAUCGAGAAAUACCAGAGCGACAGCGCGCCGCGACCCCCUUCCUGUCAGGAGCACCACAGGCAGCCUCUCAACAUGUACUGCAUCCAGGAUCGGCAGCUGAUCUGUGGGCUGUGUCUGACUGUCGGGCGGCACCAGGGCCAUCCCAUAGAUGACCUGCAGGCGGCAUUCAUCAGAGAAAAACCGACCCCGUCGCUACUGCUGGCCCGACUCUCCGAGCAGAGAUGGGCACAGGUGUGUGAGCUGGGGGAGCAGCUGGAACAGGAGAAAGCCCGCUGUGAGGGUCUGGUGAGGCAGGACCGACAGGAGGUCAAUCAGUUUUUUCAGACGCUGGAGGUGGUGCUGGCCAGGAAGAGACACGCCUACCUGGAAGCCCUGGACAAAGCUGGGGCAGAGGUGUCCCGGGCCUACGACCCACUCAUUCACAAAGUGAAGGAGCUGCAGGAAGAGCAGUUGGACCUGGUGUCCUUGGGUUCAUCAGUAGAGGAGGAGGACUCACCGCUGGUCUUCCUGGAGCAGGUGCAUUUAUUCCGAGAGAGGGUGGAGGAGUUUGUUAAAACCCCUCUGCCCUCAGUGAUAAACCUCUCCGUCACCCCGCGGGCCGCAGAGCACCUUCAGCAGCACUGGCCCGCUGUGACCAUCGGGAGCCUGGAGGAAGCGCCCGUCCCUAAGGUGUGCUGCUGCGCCAGAUGCGGCUGUGUGGAGACCGGGGUGGAGGCCGGAGAGGGAGCCGAUGCGGGAAGGGGCCAGUCCGGCAGCUGGGUGCACAAGUUGUGGCCUGCUUCUUCCGUGGUGCUGGCGGGGGGGCUGCUGCUGCUGCUGGUGGCUGCGCUGUGGGUCAACCCGGUCGGGGGGGCGUCGCUCGGUUUCUCUCUGCUCUCCCAGUUGAGUCAGUUAGUCCACGGCCUGAGCAGCGACCUGGUCACGUCUCUCUGGGACACGGUGCGCGCAGAACACGCGGUGAUGGAGGCCACGGUAGAAAGAUGGAGCUCCCACCUCUCCUCAGUGGGGGAGAAGGCCUUCCAGCAGCUGGCCGCCUUAUUCAAAACUCUGACGUUACACUGAAACGCACCAAACCGGAGCCCUCCGGUUUCAGUUAGAAGCUGAGAAGGCCUCGCUCCCUCACUCCCGUAGUCACGGAACACCUUCACCCGGUUAGUUUAAACACCGCCAUUGCUACUGCCCUGGCAAAAGAGAUCUGCCAAUGACUACAUUCAAGGCACGUUUAGGGCAAAUUGAUUGCACAGAAAUGAUCAAUGUAAAAUUCGAUAUAACAAUAGUGAAAUGCUAAAAGUAUAGUGUAGAAAUAACGAGAGCUUUUUAAAUGCAUUGACCCUUUAGGUGAUAAUGUUAACCUGUGGGGGGACUUUUCCCUUUGGCCUUACUUCAAACAUUCCCAGUCGUCCUGGGGAAAGCAUAACCCGCAGAAUACAUGAAAGAUUUAAGCUCUUUAAAACAUUCUUUGGCACAGUUUAUGCAGCCGUUCAUCUUUUUAUGAAUU
This is a messenger RNA of Etheostoma cragini (Arkansas darter), 1983 nucleotides long. RefSeq names its product tripartite motif containing 59 (gene trim59). NCBI's taxonomy places the organism in Eukaryota, Metazoa, Chordata, Actinopteri, Perciformes, Percidae. The record is from RefSeq and is a predicted model, not a curated record. Bases 240 to 1547 code for a protein of 435 amino acids. Gene Ontology annotation, biological process: cilium assembly. Gene Ontology annotation, molecular function: zinc ion binding. The transcript has 5 exons. Gene Ontology annotation, cellular component: intraciliary transport particle B; centrosome; cilium.